This is a messenger RNA of Rhopalosiphum maidis (corn leaf aphid), 2016 nucleotides long. RefSeq lists its product as uncharacterized. Lineage: Eukaryota; Metazoa; Arthropoda; Insecta; Hemiptera; Aphididae. Gene Ontology annotation, cellular component: nucleus. Gene Ontology annotation, molecular function: DNA-binding transcription factor activity, RNA polymerase II-specific; RNA polymerase II cis-regulatory region sequence-specific DNA binding. The record is from RefSeq and is a predicted model, not a curated record. Gene Ontology annotation, biological process: regulation of transcription by RNA polymerase II. Bases 1 to 1623 code for a protein of 540 amino acids. The transcript has 7 exons.
AUGUCGGCCGACGCCAAGUGUCCGUUGAGCAUCGUGGACAUGCUGCUCAACGAUACGUCGACGCUGGACGACUUCGACAAGCCGGCUCCAGACGACGACACCGACAGAGCAUUGAACUGGGACCUGGAGAACGACAAUUUCCUUGACUCUCUGUUAAAAAUGGAAAAUGACUCAACACCGUUCGAGUUUUUAUCCAGCAAUGAUGACUUCAUGUCGAGUGCGGCCACCACGCCGAGAUCCUACGACAACGCCGAGAGCAGUUCAUGUUCAGACAGUGGACUUUCAUCUGUGGAUAAUAUGCCAUUCAAUCCAAUAUCAGAAUCUACUCAGUCUGAUGAUGUCAAACCUAAAAUGGAAUUUGCAUAUGAUUCUUUUGUCAAAGAGGAAAUAAUAGAUAUUGAUGAUGAAGAAGAAAUUGAUGAUGAUAAUAAACAUGUAAAAUAUGAAGAACUUGACCAUAAAGAUGAUAAUAGUUUAGAAGAAAAACCUAUUAUUCAACAACCACAAUUAUUGAAAACUACACCUCGCACAGUAGUGAUAUCACCAAAACAGUCUAAAGGGCCAAUUGCUAUUUCUAAACAUUUGUCAAAACCUGUUUUUAUACCAAUAAAUUUAUCUAAUGUCAAAACAAUUAAGGUGGUUAAUCAGAAUGGUAAAACAAUCAAUGCUGAUGCAUUCAGACGAUUACAGUCCAUAAACAAUGGAAGAAGAAUAUUUGUGAGGAAUAAUGGUUCUAUGGUCUCAAAAUCCAUGCCCGCAUUAAAACAGACCAAAAUUGUAAUGUCUGACUGCACAAGUGAUGAGUCCGAUUCUAUGUAUCCACGGCUUCAUUUAUCAAAUGAAGAAAGAAAAUUAAUGGAGAAAGAAGGAAUUAAAUUGCCGUCACAUUAUCCUCUUACAAAGCACGAAGAAAGAGAUUUGAAGCGAAUUCGUCGUAAAAUAAGAAAUAAAAUUUCUGCACAAGAUUCAAGAAAACGAAAGAAGGAAUAUGUUGACGGUCUUGAAGAAAGAGUUAAACAGUGCUCUGAUGACAAUAGUAAGCUUAUAAGAAAUGUACGCUCACUUCAGACUGAAAAUGAACGAUUAAGAGCAGCUUUAAAACGUUUACAAAAUGCUAUCACUCCAGGCGGUACAACAGCACAACCUGCCACAUGUCUAUUGGUUCUUAUGAUGUCAUUAGCUUUAAUAGCAGCACCUAAUUUGAGGCCUACAGUAACUGAUGAAAAAGAUAUAAUGUCUAUAGAAGGUCAGGAGUCUAAUACAGCUGUUCCAGGUCGAUCGAGAAACUUGUUAUUCUCCAAAUCAGGAUCACCCUUGAGCACCAGUAAUUUAAAGGAUAUGCUAAAGAUGGUCGCCAAUGGAUCAGCUGAUGGCCAAAGUGAUACCAUUAUGGCUGAACUUGGCGAACUGUUGGAUUUCAAUAAAAGCAACAAUAAAGAUCAUGAUUAUUCCAGAACAGCAAUGGAAGAUUAUUAUAUACCCGAGUCCGAUGAUGGUUGGACCAAAGCUACAAAACGCUCUGCUCCAUCUGAGUGGAACAAUGAAUUAGUAACACCAGAUGUUAAGAAUAAACGAGAUACAGAGCGUGUGAUUCUUGUGUCUAGUGAUGAGGAAUCUUAUUAAAUGAGAAAAGAAAUUGUAUUGGUGAGCGCAACAAGAGUUCUUUACUUUAUGUCACUGCUGUACCACUGAUUGCUCUCUAGUGGCAUAACAAUAUCUCGAUUCCAUUUUUAUUUUGUUUUUUUGAAGGUAUAAUUUACCUUAAGGCUCUUCUGUAAAAUUUACUUUUAGAUAAUUUUUAUUUAUAAACCAUACAAAUGCUUUUUAACUAUUGUUUGACAUUUAAUUAUUAUAUAUUUAGUAUUAGGACUAUCAACUAGGUAAUGGGACACAUAAACAAUACUAGUUAAUUUUAUUAUUAUAAGGAAUGUGAUUUUAAAUGUUGGUUUGUGUAAUUCUUUUUUUUUCUUAAAAAUAUAUUGUAUUAUCUUUUGUUGCGUGAAUCAAAUUUGAAUU